Messenger RNA from Dentiscutata erythropus, 2133 nucleotides. Lineage: Eukaryota; Fungi; Glomeromycota; Glomeromycetes; Diversisporales; Gigasporaceae. The record is from the annotation of a GenBank genome assembly.
AUGUCACAAGAAUUGAUUUUACUACCACCAUUUCCUGAUGAUAUUGGAAAAGCGCGUUGUAGAGUAUCAAAUGCCGUUUUGGAAAGAAAAAAAAUUAAAGCUGGCCAAUGGGUUCGUCUUGAUUCAGAUAAUAUGUCAUUAUUUUGUCGUAUAUGGCCAGAUAAUUUGCCGGAUAAUAUUAUUCAAGCUGAUAAUUUAAUAAGUCAAAAUGUUUCUUCUCCUACUUCAAUGUAUAAUCUUCCAUGUUCAUUGGUUCCUCUAAAAACCCCUAUACAAGCAUCAAUCGAUGUGACAUUAUUCAUAAAAUUUAAGUAUGCUGAUGAUGAUAAUAAAGAAAAAAAGCAAUUUGAUGAUUUUGGAUUCGUAUGGGAAAAUGGCCCCGAGACUGUUAAGCAUUUGACAAUUAGAAGUAUCUUAAACGAUAUGGUAAUAUGUAAAGGAUGCUCAAUAUUCGACGAAAGGCGCUGUUUGGAAAUUGUGAUUCAUGAAACAAAUCCAUCAAAUUCAAUUCAACUUUUUACCAGUGAUACAUGUAUUCAAAUUACUGAUGGCUCAUUUCAGAAUGAUAUUGAUGAAAUCUCAUCAUUGUUGUAUGAUACUACGUUGGAAGAAAAAAUUCCAAAAUCUGUUCCAGGUCUUCAUGACGCUUAUGAAGCACUUUAUGAAGUCAUUAGUUAUCCACUAAUAUAUCGAGAUUUAAUUCAGCAAUUAAAUAUUGAGUGCCCAAAAGGAAUUUUGCUGUAUGGUCCUCCUGGUGUUGGGAAAACAUUUCUUGUUAAUCAAAUCUCCAAAGCUUGUGGAGCAAAAAUGAUCACUAUUCAUGGACCUGAUAUUUUUGGGCCUUUUUUUGGUGAAAGCGAAAGGAGAUUGCGUAAUGCAUUUUCCCAAGCAAAGGAUUUGACUAUUAAAGAAGAUUGUCCAGUAAUUCUAUUUAUUGAUGAAUUGGAUGCAUUGGCGUCACGCAGAACUGAAACUCAAUUCCAUGAGUCACGUGUUAUCGCACAACUUUUGACAUUAAUGGACGGUAUGGAAUCGCGGGGUAGGUUGGUCGUUAUCGCGGCAACUAACCGACCUAAUGCCAUCGAUCCGGCGUUAAGAAGACCUGGUAGGUUUGAUCGUGAAAUAGCUGUGGAUGUUCCUUCGGAGCAAUCACGUCUUGAAAUCCUGAAAUCACAAACGUUUAAAAUGCCUCUAGGUGAUGAUAUUGAUCUGAACCAAUUGGCUUCCGUUACAAAUGGAUAUGUGGGGGCUGAUUUGGCUUCUCUAUGCCGAGAAGCAGCGAUGAACGCCGUUCAUCGACAAGUUGCACUUGAGAAGAAUGAACCUGUAAAUUUAGUACCAAAGAUAACGAUGGAUGACUUUGCAGGAGCAAUGUUGCGUAUCAUACCAUCCCUACGACGCGGAUAUCAUGUUAAUGUCGGAAAGAUAAAUUGGGAUGACAUUGGAGGUUUAGAAGAUGUAAAAAAGGCGGUCGAAUGGCCCAUAAAAUAUCGUCAUACAUUUGAAAGAUUAGGUUUAAAACCGCCAAAUGGAAUACUAUUGUAUGGUCCACCUGGCUGCAGUAAAACGACUCUGGCUAAGGUAAUAGCUUCAACGUCUGGUGCCACCUUUCUUUCUAUCAAUGGAGCUCAAUUAUAUUCUCCUUAUGUGGGCGACUCAGAGCAAAUUAUUCGAACAACAUUUCAACGUGCACGUUCUACGUCCCCUUCUAUAAUAUUUUUUGAUGAAAUUGAUGCGAUUGUUGGUAAAAGAUCAUUGGGAAGUAGUGGUAAUAAUGACAGCGUUCAGGAACGUGUUUUAUCAAUGUUAUUGAAUGAAAUGGAUGGUAUUGAAGUUGCUGCAUCAGUACUUGUCGUAGGUGCAACAAACAGACCAGAUAUGCUUGAUGCAGCUCUUUUAAGACCUGGUAGAUUCGAUAAGUUAAUAUAUGUUCCACCGCCAGAUCUUUCUGCACGAGAGCAAAUUUUAAAGAUUUAUACUUCAAAUAUGCCUUUAAGUGAUGAUGUUGAUUUAAAUUUGAUUGCCAAGCAGACAGAAUUAUAUACAGGUGCAGAUUUAAAGAAUUUGUGUAGAGAAUCAGCGAUUAUAUCAUUACGUGAAACGGGAACAGCGUCGAGUGUGGUAAAUAGUUAA